AUGAAGGCCUACAUGCGCGAGUGCUUCCACGAGCAGCUGCACAAGGACGACAAGAUGACGGUCACGUUCCAGGUUGGAGACCGCGAGUUUGGAGGCAGCGGGAACCUGGAUAUAGAUUUCUGGAUUGAGACACCCUCCCGCGCCUACCAAGUCCACGAGCGCGGCGUCUCUUCGGGAGAUCACUCCUUCACCGCCACGGAAGACGGCAAAUACACCUACUGCUUCAACAACGAGCACUGGGGCGCGAAUACAAAGGAGGUCUCCUUCAACGUCCACGGAAUCGUGUAUGUGCCUGAGCACGAGGCGCCGCAGGACCCGCUCGAGAAAGAAACAGUCAAAUCCCUAUCCGAGCUCGUCUCCCAAGUCAAAGAUGAGCAAUCUUACAUUGUCGUCCGUGAGCGCACGCACCGCAACACCGCCGAGUCGACAAACUCCCGCGUAAAGUGGUGGUCCAUCUUUCAGAUGGCGCUCCUCGCCGGCGAGGGUGUUUUUCAGGUGUGGUGGAUCAAGCGCUUCUUUGAGGUCAAGCGGCUGGUGUAG
Messenger RNA from Paraphaeosphaeria sporulosa, 540 nucleotides. RefSeq names its product transmembrane emp24 domain-containing protein 2 precursor. Gene Ontology annotation, cellular component: COPII-coated ER to Golgi transport vesicle; endoplasmic reticulum; Golgi apparatus. The transcript is spliced from 3 exons. The record is from RefSeq and is a predicted model, not a curated record. The coding region runs from base 1 to 540 and encodes 179 amino acids. Gene Ontology annotation, biological process: protein retention in ER lumen; endoplasmic reticulum to Golgi vesicle-mediated transport; intracellular protein transport. Lineage: Eukaryota; Fungi; Ascomycota; Dothideomycetes; Pleosporales; Didymosphaeriaceae.